AUAUUUCCUCUCUGCCUACUGUCCCCAGUGCUGCAACUGUGCCAUGCUCAAGCUGCAACAUUAGCACUCUCUUUUUUUUCUCCCCCUUUUCUUCACCCUGUGGGGAGACCCCUUAUAUCUUCCGCGAUCUUCUUCUUCAAUUUGUUUUUAACCCAUCUGCUCCGUGGUCCUUUUGUUUCUUUUUUUUUUAAAACAUGCCUAACAUCGUGCUUUUCAGCGGGAGCUCCCAUCAUGACCUGUCCCAAAAAGUGGCUGAUCGGCUCGGGCUGGAGCUGGGGAAGGUGAUCACCAAGAAGUUUAGCAACCAGGAGACAUGUGUGGAGAUCGGGGAGAGCGUGCGCGGCGAGGACGUGUACAUCAUACAGAGCGGCUGCGGCGAAAUCAACGACAAUCUAAUGGAGCUGUUGAUCAUGAUAAACGCCUGCAAGAUAGCCUCCUCGUCCCGCGUAACAGCCGUCAUCCCCUGCUUCCCGUAUGCCCGGCAGGACAAGAAAGACAAGAGUCGAGCACCGAUUUCUGCCAAACUGGUUGCUAACAUGCUGUCCGUGGCGGGCGCUGAUCACAUCAUCACCAUGGACCUCCACGCCUCGCAGAUCCAGGUCUGCUCAGCUCAGUUUGUUGUUUCCAACCAGGUCAUCGACAUCUCCAUGAUCCUGGCUGAAGCGAUCAGGAGGACCCACAACGGCGAAUCGGUUUCGUACCUCUUCAGCCACGUCCCACUGUGAGGAAGAACCACCCCGAUCCUCCGUAUGUCCUCCCAACGAGGCCACACGCCCGGCACUUUCCUGGCCUCUCACGUCCUGCGGCGAAGCCUCCAAUCGGCCUUGCUCCAGUGGCUCCUCAAAGGUCGCACCCUCCGUCAGUGACAUUUUCCACUCAGCAGACAAAACCAAGUUUUUAUUUAUGAGCUCAAUUCCUUUUCUUGUCAGUUUUCUCUUUCGGCCUCACAGAGGUCUGAUUUUUCUUGAUAACCAAGCGGGACGUCAUGACUUCAUUUUACCUCUUUUUUUUUUUUUUUUCAGUUUUAGAUGCAUUCCUCUCUGGCAUGCAAAGAUUUAAAGUGUUUGAAUAAAAGUGUAGCCUGCACCCAAAGUAUUUACAUUAUGGUACCCUCUAACUCAGUCUAACUCCGUCACAGGAAUCCAUAUUUUCUUCUCGCUGAGCCACGACAAGUAUAAGCUGCUGUCAUGACUUCCCUCUGAUCUAAUCCUUCUAAUUGUACUAAAAUCAUUUCUAAAACUAACGCAAGAUGUCGUAGGUGUAUUGCCUACCCUUAAAAAAAAAAAAAGGUCAUUAAAUAUAAUGAAGCCCAAAGCUUUACUUUUUUUGUUUUUAUUUUCUUUUUUUAAAUAGUGUUAAGAAUCCGGGCCUGAUUUGUUCCCAGCGGUAAUGGAGUCACUUCUGUUCAGUGAAGGCAGUGUGGCGCAGUGUGCCUGAAAGUGGCUCAAAAGGCGAU
This is a messenger RNA of Cyprinodon variegatus (sheepshead minnow), 1456 nucleotides long. It is a transcript of the gene prps2, whose product is annotated as phosphoribosyl pyrophosphate synthetase 2. Gene Ontology annotation, molecular function: magnesium ion binding; ribose phosphate diphosphokinase activity. The record is from RefSeq and is a predicted model, not a curated record. Gene Ontology annotation, cellular component: cytoplasm; ribose phosphate diphosphokinase complex. The transcript has 4 exons. Gene Ontology annotation, biological process: purine nucleotide biosynthetic process; 5-phosphoribose 1-diphosphate biosynthetic process. Lineage: Eukaryota; Metazoa; Chordata; Actinopteri; Cyprinodontiformes; Cyprinodontidae. The coding region runs from base 195 to 725 and encodes 176 amino acids.